Messenger RNA from Trichobilharzia regenti, 486 nucleotides. The record is from the annotation of a GenBank genome assembly. NCBI's taxonomy places the organism in Eukaryota, Metazoa, Platyhelminthes, Trematoda, Strigeidida, Schistosomatidae.
AUGCCUACUGCUGCACUUAUCGGUGAAAUGAUAAAUGAACCAAAAAGUCUUUUAAUGCAUCAGAAUUGUUUUUCUAGAACCAUUCAUCUGAAUUCACGCUUUCUGUUUCUCAGCUGGCACCCAAAGAAAUGCAAUUCAGUGUUAGCGUCACCUGAUACGAUUUGUCAAGUGGUUUGUUUCCUCUUUCUGGAAUUUCAGACCAUAAUUAUAGAUUUUACAAUAUGUGCAUUCCCAAUUGACCUCGGAUUCCAAUUUCAUCUCAAAUUGAUAUCCAGAAGUAACUAUUGGCAAAAACUUCGAAUCAUCAUAAUUCGCUUAACAGGGACUAAAGCUCGGAUAUUGUGCAACCUUAUUACGGCACAUCUUAGGAAUCACACUGAACACUGCCGCAAACUGAACGUUUUUUGGUUACAGACCUUCACUGUGGUAGCUGUUCUGCAGAUAUCCGGUACAAAAUGUUAUACAUUUUCUAGUGGUAUUCUAUAG